AUCAUUGGUUACUUCUCACACUCCUGUUUCUCCAUCUGUCUCACACACACACACACACACACACGCAGCGCUCAGUGUCGGGUAGAGCGCGCUUAUUGAGGAUUAGGGCGCGUGCAGCGGCAGGAUGAAAACGACGGAACUUUAGAAGUAAAGGAUGGGGUGUGCACAUGGUAAGGAUAAGGAUGAGUCGAAGCUAGCAGGAGGUGACGACCAUGUGGCAUUUCAGACUGAGCGGAGUCACUUAGGCCCCACCCCUCAGCACAGCCCCGCCUUCGGAGUGACAUCCAUCCCCAACUACAACAACUUCACAACAUCGGGAAGUUCUCUCACUGUGUUUGGGGGAGCCAACAUACACACACAAACACACACCGGAGUCCUGCACACACAACAAGCAGCAGGUGUGACUCAGUUCGUGGCUCUUUAUCAUUAUGAAGCUCGGGCUGAAGAUGAUCUCAGUUUUAGUAAAGGAGAGAGAUUUCAGAUCAUCAACAACACGGAGGGUGAUUGGUGGGAAGCUCAUUCUUUGACUACAGGAGGAAGAGGUUACAUUCCCAGCAACUACGUUGCUCCAGUCGACUCAGUCCAGGCUGAGGAGUGGUAUUUCGGUAAACUGGGACGGAAGGAUGCAGAGAGGCAACUGCUUUCUACAGGAAACCAGCGAGGCUCAUACCUCAUCCGGGAGAGCGAGACCACUAAAGGUGCAUUCUCUCUGUCUAUACGGGACUGGGAUGAUGUUAAAGGCGAGCAUGUGAAGCACUAUAAGAUCCGUAAACUAGACAGUGGAGGGUAUUACAUCACCACACGCUCACAGUUCCAAACUCUACAGCAGCUUGUGCAACAUUACUCAGAGCGUGCAGCAGGUCUGUGUUUCCGAUUGGUCGCUUCAUGUCAUAAGGGGAUGCCCCGCCUCAAUGAUCUGUCAAUCAAAACCAAAGACGUUUGGGAGAUUGUGCGAGAAUCUCUGCAGCUCAUUAAGCGAUUGGGCAAUGGCCAAUUCGGGGAGGUCUGGAUGGUGGAUGCGGAUGGUCUGUGCUAUCAUUUAACCGGGGUGUGUGUGAACCACACACCAGAGACUGUGGGUCUUACACAUGACACCUGGGAAAUUUCUCGCAAGACUCUGCAGCUGAACGUCAAGCUUGGAGCGGGAUGUUUUGCUGAUGUCUGGUGUGGAACAUGGAACGGUAACACCAAGGUAGCGGUGAAGACCCUGAAGCCAGGCACCAUGUCCCCUGAGUCAUUCCUGGAGGAGGCUCAGAUCAUGAAGAAUCUUCGCCAUGAUAAACUGGUGCAGCUUUACGCCGUCGUCUCCGAGGAGCCCAUCUAUAUUGUCACCGAGUACAUGAGCAAAGGAAGUCUGCUGGAGUUCCUGAAGGAUGGAGAAGGUCGAGCUCUGAAGUUACCCAACCUCGUCGAUAUGGCCGCUCAGGUAUCUGGAGGAAUGGCCUACAUUGAGAGAAUGAACUACAUCCACAGAGAUUUGCGCGCUGCCAACAUCCUGGUAGGAGAAAAUCAAGUGUGUAAAAUCGCAGACUUUGGUCUCGCCAGACUCAUUGAGGACAAUGAGUACACCGCUCGCCAAGGUGCAAAGUUCCCUAUUAAGUGGACCGCUCCAGAGGCAGCACUUUAUGGAAAAUUCACCAUUAAAUCAGACGUCUGGUCCUUCGGCAUCCUGCUCACAGAACUGGUAACAAAAGGACGAGUACCAUAUCCAGGGAUGAAUAACAGGGAGGUGUUGGAGCAGGUGGAACGUGGCUACCGUAUGCAGUGUCCUCAGGACUGUCCCGUGUCCCUGUAUGAGCUCAUGCUGCAGUGCUGGAAGCAGAACGCAGAGGAACGUCACACCUUCGAGUACCUUCAGGCGUUCCUUGAAGAUUACUUCACUGCCACAGAGCCGCAGUACCAACCUGGGGACAACUUAUGAUCUCUCCCUCCAUCCCUCCCCCUGCCAGCCUGGAGGCGGAGUCACAUAUUUCCUCCACUUCUUUAUUCUUGCAUUUAUCUCCCGAGAAGAAGAAGAAGCUCCUGACUGACACAUUUGAAGAACAAAUUUUUUUUGUAUGAACCUGAAUUGUGGGAAAUAAUGUUGUUGAAAGUUGAAAUUUUUGAGCUCACAGUCUAGCGCCCUCUUCUGGUCUGGAGAUCAUUUACAGAGUUAAUAACACAGAUUCCAGACGGUUUACUGAGGGGAAGUAAUGUGUCUUCCACAACUGAUGGAGAAAAGAAAGAAAUUGUGAUUAACUGUGCCUUUUUCAGUAUUUAUUUUGGGGUAUUAACAAUUGCUUUAGCGCAGGGGUAAAUAUGCUGAAAUAGCAAAUAUAAAACAGCGAAGAAUUUUUUUUUUUUAUUUAUGUUUUUUUAUAUUCAUGCCCAGAGACCCUUUAUUAUGCAAUGCUGCCUUUGUUGUUUAGUUAGUUGGGUGUUUUUUUUUAUUACAUUUUAUGCUAAUGCUAACCACAAAUAUAUCAGAUAAAAAAAAUAAUAUAUGUCGCUUUUUUUUUUUUUAGCCAAAUGUAUGAAAGAACUCUUGAUUAUAAACAGACGAAACAGUAUUAUCCUUUUUCAGUGUUAUUCUCUUCCUCCGCUCAGGUUAUAACGACCGCAAUGAGCGAUCGAUAUCCUGUGAAACAAUUUCAGACUAAUUUUUUUUCAUGGACGUGUUCGUAUUCUUGUAUGUUUGCAAUUCAACCUGGGGCACAUGUAAGGAGUGGAACACCACCACAGGGGGCGCUAUGGUGGCGCUUUAUUUCCCAUCCUCGUCGAAUUCCCUUAACGAUCCACAGCUAACUACCGGUCUAAGCGGUCACAUGACCAACUUACUAUAACCAGCUCUACAGAAAACCACAACUCAUUCUGGGGGGGAACUCGAUUAAGGGAACGUGAACGAGGGGACAUAAAACGCAGCCGUACAAGUUUUUAUAUUCCGGUUUUUGCUGCAUGUUCUUUUUUAAACACAUCAGAAAUUUUGUAAUAAAAAAUAUUUUACACUUUUA
Molecule: messenger RNA, 2990 nt
Organism: Silurus meridionalis
Lineage: Eukaryota; Metazoa; Chordata; Actinopteri; Siluriformes; Siluridae
Gene: fynb
Product: FYN proto-oncogene, Src family tyrosine kinase b
Exons: 13
Coding region: 155-1921 (588 amino acids)
Biological process (GO): innate immune response; protein phosphorylation; cell surface receptor protein tyrosine kinase signaling pathway
Cellular component (GO): extrinsic component of cytoplasmic side of plasma membrane
Molecular function (GO): non-membrane spanning protein tyrosine kinase activity; ATP binding; signaling receptor binding
Source: RefSeq, a predicted model, not a curated record